CAGUACGGCUGAUUAUAUAACUUUAAUGUCCUCCCGGGGUUUCAUGGCGCAGCGGCGGAGGACAGCGCCUCAGACCCGUCGCUCCAUCGCGGAUUUCUCCUGAAUUAUUUUUUCCUUGGCGCACCAAAGUGAGCGAUCAUCACCUUCCUUAUUAUUAUUAUUAUUAUUUUUCUGUCUCCUCCUGCAACCGACGACGUGUGAUAAAAAGUUCCCGACACAUCGAGUCCAGGCUGGGGCGCGCUCACGAUGGAUCGCUAAAACUCCCGCGGGGUCAGCUCCUCUUGACUCGGGGUCGGAACAGUUCAACACGAUGACUAACCCGAACCCGAACCCGAACCCGAACCCGAACCCAGACCCGGCUGACACUUCAAUGCAAAACGCUCCAGCGAGGAAGGGGCUCGGUCCGAGGGCUUGACUGGAUCCGCGGACGCUGCGUAAUAUCUCCGAAUAUUGUUCCUUCCAAACUCGGGACCUAUAACGGGACAUGACCUGAGCGGCGGGGCUUGCAUCUCCCCCCCCCCUGCCUUUUCACCACAGUGUCCGGACAGGAUAAAGAAAUGGAUCAGGGUGGACUGAAGCGCAACGGUAAUCGAGACGACAGCCUGACAUUUGGGGAGACCGCAGUACACAGUGACACAAGUGACGCGGCUGGUUCGCUGCUCCAGCCCGCUGCGAUGCACCUGCCCAGCCCGGGGUCCCUGGCCCAGCUCACAGUGACCCCGAACGGACGGGCCGCAACCAAAGACCAGGGCGAGUUCGGGGACCUCUUUGACAACCCUCGUGGCCAGUGUGAGGGGUCCGACAUGAAGGAGGGUAAAAUCAUCCGAUUGCAGAAACGACAACACCGGCCGGAUAUUGCUAUGUUCAACAUGGAGGACAAUUUGCCGUUGCUGAACCAGAGUCUUUCUGAUCUUGAACGGACGUCCAACUCUGUCAUCAGCAUCUCACACACCUCCGUCCUGGGAAAACUGCCUUUGCCCAACCUUUUCCCCCAGCACAUCAAGCAGGAGGGAGUCUUUUCUCUGGAAAAGGACCUGGGAACUUACGGCGGACACACAGGUGGCGGCCCGUGUGAUUUGGAUGGCAUCAACGGUCCCCAUAUUGAGGAUACAGAGAUUUGGCAAGACCUGGACCUUCCCAAUUCAUUGCCAGAAAUCAGUGAUUUUGAGCUGGAUUCAGAAGUGGCACACUUGGAUAACAUCCUACACGACAGCAGCGGCAGGGGCAGUCCUGCCGGCGGCUUGCUCAAGGAAGCAAAGGCUCUGGUGGGUAACGGAGGAAACUGUACCAACGUGAAUGGCACGGACAGGCAGCACCAAUUACAGCAACAUCAACACCAGCAGCAGCAGCAUCGCCAGCUGCUCCAGCACCAGCAACAUCAGCUACAGCAUCAACAUCAGCAGCCUCCGUCGCUUCUCUCCAGCAUCAUCAUCAAGGAGGAGAAAGACCUCGACAACUCUUUCAUUCACAUCCGCACACCCGGCGUGGUCAAGCAGGAGAAGCAGGAGAACGGCAGCUUCUGCCAGUCGCAGUGCCUCCAGGGCACCAUGAGCUCUCUGCAGGGAGGAGGCCCCAUGUCCUCCACCACAGGUGUCGGCACCGGACCCGGCUACCACUACAAAGCCAGCCCGUCCUCCACCGUGGGCCUACAAGACCAGAAGCCUUUUGGCAUGUUCGCGAAUCUGCCUCCGCUCGGGGAGAGCUGGACGAGGGGAGGCAGGUUUGGAGAGCCCUCCGGGAUACAGAGGGGCAACGAGGGGCUCACCUCCGCAGCCAUGGCAGCCUUCUCCGUCAACUUCUCCAGCUCAUCUCCCAGAACAGGAGAGACCAGCAGCUCUGCAGCGGCAGGCCAGUCCAAGCCCGGCGGUCAGACCCAUAAGAUCUGCUUGGUGUGUUCGGACGAGGCGUCGGGAUGCCACUACGGUGUCGUGACCUGCGGCAGCUGCAAGGUGUUCUUCAAGAGGGCCGUCGAAGGAUGGAGAGCACGACAAAACACAGAUGGCCAACACAACUACCUCUGUGCAGGAAGGAACGACUGCAUCAUAGAUAAGAUCCGCAGGAAGAACUGUCCAGCCUGCCGCUUCAGGAAAUGUCUUCAAGCCGGAAUGAACUUGGAAGCGAGGAAAAACAAGAAGCUGAUCAAGAUGAAAGUGCAGCGGCCCCCCGGAGCGCCGGAGCCCACCAGCAGCAUGCCGGUGUCCGUCAUCCCCAGGAUGCCCCAGCUGGUGCCCACCAUGCUGUCGGUGCUCAAAGCCAUCGAGCCGGAGGUCAUCUACUCGGGCUACGACAGCACUCUGCCCGACACCUCCACGCGGCUCAUGACCACCCUCAACAGGCUGGGGGGGCAGCAGGUCAUCUCUGCAGUCAAGUGGGCCAAGUCACUGCCAGGUUUCCGCAACCUGCACCUGGACGACCAGAUGACUCUGCUGCAGUGCUCCUGGCUCUUUCUCAUGUCCUUCAGCCUGGGCUGGAGAUCGUAUGAGCAGUGCAACGGCAACAUGCUCUGCUUCGCCCCCGACCUCGUCAUCAACCAAGAGCGAAUGAAGCUGCCCUUCAUGAACGACCAGUGCGAGCAAAUGCUGAAGAUCUGCAACGAGUUUGUCCGACUGCAGGUGUCCUACGACGAGUACCUGUGCAUGAAGGUCCUAUUACUGCUGAGUACAGUACCAAAAGACGGCCUGAAGAGCCAGGCGGUGUUUGACGAGAUCCGGAUGACGUAUAUCAAGGAGCUCGGCAAAGCCAUCGUCAAGAGAGAGGAGAACGCCAGUCAGAACUGGCAGCGCUUCUACCAGCUAACUAAGCUACUGGACUCCAUGCAGGAGAUGGUCGAGGGCCUCCUCCAGAUCUGUUUCUACACCUUUGUGAAUAAAACCCUCAGCGUGGAAUUCCCGGAGAUGCUGGCGGAGAUCAUCACCAACCAGAUACCAAAAUUCAAAGACGGGAGCGUCAAGCCUCUGCUGUUUCAUCAGAAAUGACUGCCUUAAAAAACUGUGAAGCAAUGACUCAAAUCCUCCUCCAAGAGCACAAUACCUGGAGCCUCCCGCCUCCUGAUCCGCUCCCCGAUUGGCCGGACUACAGUGCAGGAGGCCGGACUACCGACCUGUGGCCCUUCCUCUCGGCCAACCAGGACGAAACCAGGAGGAAAUGUUUCUGGCUCUGAUUGUCUUGUGGGCAGGCUUCAUUCUGG
Limanda limanda (common dab) is the source of this 3187-nucleotide messenger RNA. Its product is annotated as glucocorticoid receptor. The transcript has 10 exons. Gene Ontology annotation, biological process: regulation of DNA-templated transcription; nuclear receptor-mediated glucocorticoid signaling pathway. The record is from RefSeq and is a predicted model, not a curated record. Gene Ontology annotation, molecular function: zinc ion binding; steroid binding; DNA-binding transcription factor activity. Lineage: Eukaryota; Metazoa; Chordata; Actinopteri; Pleuronectiformes; Pleuronectidae. Gene Ontology annotation, cellular component: nucleus. The coding region runs from base 558 to 2975 and encodes 805 amino acids.